Molecule: messenger RNA, 685 nt
Organism: Camellia sinensis
Lineage: Eukaryota; Viridiplantae; Streptophyta; Magnoliopsida; Ericales; Theaceae
Molecular function (GO): protein binding
Source: RefSeq, a predicted model, not a curated record
CCUACUGAAGAUCAGUUCUGAAAAGAAUACUGUCAACCGACUCAAAAAAGACAUUAGGCAACUUAAUGUUAGAUUGUCUGAACUUCAGGCUUUGUUGGAGGAGAAAGAAGCUCAGUUAUUUUGAUCAAGGAGUAAUGCUUCAUCAGUAUUGGAAGUAAGAAUGGGCCAGACAAACGGCACAAUGAGCUCCGUAACCGGGAUUCCAUCAACCGGUGUUCAUGAAGUGAGUGUUCUCCCAUCCAGGGUUUCUCAUGAAACUUGUGCACCUGCGAGUGAAGCAGAUUCAGCGAAGGAUUGGGUUGUUGCUGGACCUGCCGAGGUUUCAUCAGAAUUGAUCCCAUCGAAGUUUGCCCAAGGUUCAAGUUCUAAAUUAGACCGCCGUCUUGGAGAGAGUGGGACAAGUGAUACCCUUGAAAUGCUUCGGGAUGACUUUUAUAUUGAAACUGGCAGAGAAAUGGAUGGAGAAGAAGAAUUUUUGGAAGUGAAAGUAGAUUUUCAGGAGACAUUUUUAUGCCACACAUGUCCAAUCAGUCGGUGCCGCUUUUCUGCAUCAGGAAACAAUAUUGCCAGUGCUUCUGUGGAUGGUACUGUCAGGUAUUUAUGAUGAAAGCUGUUAACAUGCUGAGAUUACCUAUACCAGGAGAGUAAUGUGGGAGGCUGAUAAGCUAGUUGGAAUUUUUAAAGA